AGCUCUGCUCCCGUUUCGUACAUGUCCCAAAGAGAGACAGAGACAGAGACUGCGUUUGGGUUGGUUUUAUAGAAAACAUCCAACUUUUAAUGCAUUAAACAAAGGUUGGAUUUGAACAACACCCCCAUCAACUAAUGGCAAAAUGCGGUUGCUUUUCCAAUGUUUGUCAGUCAACUCGAUCGCUGUUUAAUCCUAAAACAAGAGGCUAAAAUGAAGCAACCAAGGAAAACGCAAAGGAAAAGAAAGGGACAGUUGUAAUGGAAAAAAGGAAAAAGGAAAACGGUAAGUGGGGGGCAGUGGGAUAUAGUCUGAAGCUCCGGGGUAAAUGAACAGAAAAAGUAAACAGAGUUGGUAGUUGCAGUAAAAGCUUAAAGCGUACAAAGUUUUUCAGGUGCAGGCAGGCAUUUAGCUUCAGACUCCAACUCUUUUAGUCUGUCUCAUACAUGCUUGUAUAUAAAUUUCCUUUUCCUUUUGUUUUGUUUAUUAUUUUAGUUGCCUUUAUCUUGUGGAUUUCCGUAGAGAUGUCAGAGACAAGGGUUGGCAGGCAGAACCAGAAGCUGCAGAGCGUUGCAGUCAUAAUAUUAUGAGCAGAGAGAGAAACAGAGGACUGAGGAGUGAGCAUCCGGCAUUAUAAUCAGAACCAUUAGUUUUAAACAUUCACACAAGAUUCUGCACCCCCCAAUGGUCCCUCAAAUAAAUAUACCUAUUCCACUCCUCCCUGGCCCUUCAACAUUUCUCCUUCUUCUUCACUGAAGAAAAACUCAAGAAAUGAGCGCACGAAACAGGCUCCCAUUCACUGCAGCUCAAUGGCAAGAGCUAGAACACCAAGCCCUCAUCUUCAAGUACAUGGUCUCCGGCAUCCCUGUCCCUCCUGAUCUGCUCUACACCAUGAAGAGAUCCUCUUUGGACACUCCUUUCAUUUCCAGGCUCUUUCCCCACCAAUAUCCAGACGUUGGAUGGAACUUCGUGCAGAUGGGUUCGGGGAGGAAAAUCGACCCAGAGCCUGGAAGGUGCAGAAGAACAGACGGCAAAAAAUGGAGAUGCUCCAAAGAGGCAUAUCCAGAUUCUAAAUACUGUGAGAGACAUAUGCACAGAGGCAAAAACCGUUCAAGAAAGCCUGUGGAAGUUUUGAAACCAACAACAACAAUAACUGCUCUAACCUCUAAUCCAUCUACCCCACCCAUCUCCUCCAUCACCCACAACUCCACCGCUUCACUCAGCACCAACUCAUUUCCCUCUGAAAUCCAUACCCAUUCUUGUUUCAAUACUCCUUCUCCUCACCCUUUUCUCUAUCAACAUGGCUCCUUUUCUAGGCCCCCUGGUUCUGCCCAUUUGCAGCACAGCUCCAACCCAUCCUUACUUCUGGACCCUCCUGCAGAUUACAGAAGAAAUAGGUAUGUUUAUGGGGGGAAGGAAGAUGUUGAUAAGCAUCCAUUUCUAUCGGAAGAACAUUCUGGGAACAUGAGAGGCUUCUCCGCUUCGUCUAUGGAAGAUCCCUGGCAGCUAACUCCUCUGACAAUGAGUUGUUCUUCCUCAUCCCCCAGACACAAGAACUGCUCAGCUUUACAAGGUGACUACUCUUCUUACUUGCAGCUGCAGAGCUUUGGCGGUUCCCCUAAGCAAGUGAAGCAAGACGAGCAUUACUACGCGGUGGGAAAAUAUAAUGAGAUGCAGAGUAAGAUGGAACGAGAGAAACCGGAGAAGACUAUGCAUCACUUCUUUGGUGAAUGGUCUCCUAAAGACAGGGAGUCGUGGGUUGAUUUGGAUGAUAAGUCAUCCAAUACUGGCUCAGUUUCUGAAACUCGGCUUUCAAUGUCUAUUCUUAACUCGUCGCAGCAUGACUUCUCCUCCAUUUUCAGUUCCAAUAAGCAUAAUGAAAACUGAUGACCUUUUUUAUCUGAUUCCAUUGUGCAUUUAGUGAGAAACAAGGAAAGACUUUUGGUUUGUAUUUGGGAUCCAUGACCCACUGUUACCACAAUGCAUUACAAAUAAGUUUUGUUUGUUUGAUUUUCUUUGACGACUAAUGUCCAAAAAUGUAAAGCGAAAGAAAUGAAAGGGUAGUGUAUGCAUGGGGUUGAAGGGUAAGUGGAUUUGUUUGUAUGUUUGCUGAAGUUGAAGUUGAAGAGAACAGUGGUUAGUUCCAUAAAAA
This is a messenger RNA of Cucurbita maxima (winter squash), 2149 nucleotides long. RefSeq names its product growth-regulating factor 5-like. The coding region runs from base 769 to 1884 and encodes 371 amino acids. The transcript is spliced from 3 exons. NCBI's taxonomy places the organism in Eukaryota, Viridiplantae, Streptophyta, Magnoliopsida, Cucurbitales, Cucurbitaceae. The record is from RefSeq and is a predicted model, not a curated record. Gene Ontology annotation, molecular function: ATP binding. Gene Ontology annotation, cellular component: nucleus. Gene Ontology annotation, biological process: regulation of DNA-templated transcription; developmental process; DNA-templated transcription.